AUGGCGUUAAAGAGCUACCACCGCGAAACUUUGAAUGAUAACUGGUACGAAGAGCGCGCAGAUCCUCUGAACGGUGUGCUUCCUCGUGACAGAGUGAAAGAGUUCAAGACGACUCAUGGAACGGACUUCAACGGAGCCCAGCCGAUCAUACCGCGCCCGAAGCUACGUAUGAUCAACGAUAACAACGUCGAUGAGGCUAUCCGUCAGACUGCGUAUCUUGAUUAUAGUCGAGGUUUUCGCUCCGUCCUUCCCGUGCCAGAUCCAGAGCCCGAUCGUAGCAUGAUCUCGACCCAACAUCGCGUCCAUGUAAACCACUUCGCGUCGUCAAGACCCUCGUACACAUCGACUAGUGGGGCCAUGAUCGCAGCAGGAGGACCAGGUGGACGAGCCGUCGAACGCGGCAAGGCAGCUUCAGGCGCCAUGGGUGAAAUCUACCGAAAGUGCUCCGAACCCCAGCGAGACACGCUGGCGCAGCGAUCCUGGAUGUACUCGACCGACCCGAUGAUUGCCGUCAUGCAGAAGCGUGAAGCGACCACGUCCCAGACGCCUCCAGAGCCGCAGCAAAGCAACAAACCUGUGGAUUAUGGACGACAGAUCACCGCCAUCACGAGCAUCAGACACCACCACAGAGGAGUCUUCGUUGACGACGAACCGGGAUACCCGCAGUAA
Messenger RNA from Phytophthora infestans T30-4, 669 nucleotides. RefSeq lists its product as hypothetical. Bases 1 to 669 code for a protein of 222 amino acids. Lineage: Eukaryota; Oomycota; Peronosporomycetes; Peronosporales; Peronosporaceae. The record is from RefSeq and is a predicted model, not a curated record. The transcript has 4 exons.